This is a messenger RNA of Ictalurus punctatus (channel catfish), 5961 nucleotides long. Its product is annotated as probable phospholipid-transporting ATPase IIA. The record is from RefSeq and is a predicted model, not a curated record. The transcript is spliced from 28 exons. Gene Ontology annotation, biological process: endocytosis; phospholipid translocation; retrograde vesicle-mediated transport, Golgi to endoplasmic reticulum. Gene Ontology annotation, molecular function: ATP binding; ATPase-coupled intramembrane lipid carrier activity; magnesium ion binding. NCBI's taxonomy places the organism in Eukaryota, Metazoa, Chordata, Actinopteri, Siluriformes, Ictaluridae. Gene Ontology annotation, cellular component: trans-Golgi network; endosome; plasma membrane. The coding region runs from base 299 to 3448 and encodes 1049 amino acids.
UGUGUGUGUGUGUGUGUGUUUUAUUCCUUGGACGAUACAAAGAAGCACAGCUUGCCAGUGAUCUGAACCAUACAGUAGUUGAAUUUAUUCAUCUGCAACCAUCAUAUGGCUGUCUGGAAAGGGACUAGGAGUCAUUAUAGUCGUGGAUGUGCGGGGGAUAAUCUCACCCCAGUCGCGCUCAUGUGUCAACGCUUUAUUGAGUAGCCGACUCCAAGCUCUGACAGCUCUAGCUUGCUGUUAGCUUCCGCCCUGCUGGGAGACACGCCUGGGCUGAUUUCACAACCGGUAUCAGCCCGUAAUGGCCGGAAUGACGGACAAUAUUCCUAUGCAGCCGGUACGGCACAAAAAACGCAACGACAACAAACACAAAAUGGGGUGCUGCCCGUGGUCGCGGUGCUGUGGAGCGGGGGAAUUUCGCCCUCGGACAGUAUGGCUAGGCCACCCUGAGAAGAGGGAACAGCGGUACCCGAAGAACGUCAUCAAUAACCAAAAAUAUAAUUUCUUCACCUUUCUGCCUGGGGUGCUGUUUAACCAGUUCAAGUACUUCUUCAAUCUGUACUUCCUGCUGCUGGCCUGCUCUCAGUUUGUGAAUGAACUCAGACUGGGGGCUCUGUACACGUACUGGGUUCCACUGGGCUUUGUUCUGAUCAUCACCAUCGUGAGAGAAGCAGUCGAAGAAAUUCGAUGUUUUCUGCGGGACAAAGAGGUCAAUUCACAGAUUUAUAGCAAGCUCUGCACAAGAGGAACCAUGAAGGUGAAAAGUAGUGGCAUCCAGGUCGGAGAUCUUAUCAUUGUUGAAAAGAAUCAACGUGUUCCUGCUGACAUGAUCUUCCUACGGACCUCCGAAAGGAACGGCUCAUGCUUCCUGAGGACUGACCAGCUGGAUGGAGAAACAGACUGGAAACUGCGCCUCCCAGUGGCCUGCACUCAAAGACUCCCCACUGCGGCAGACCUUCUACAGAUCAGGUCUUUUGUGUACGCUGAGGAACCCAAUAUUGACAUCCAUAACUUCAUCGGGACCUUUACCAGGGAGGACGGAGACCCUCCUGUCAACGAGAGCCUGAGUAUUGAGAAUACGCUGUGGGCCAGCACUGUUGUUGCCUCAGGUACAGUGAUAGGGGUUGUGAUUUAUACCGGCAAAGAACUUCGCAGUGUUAUGAACACGUCCAAUCCAAGAAAUAAGAUUGGCCUUAUCGACCUGGAAGUAAACUGCUUGACCAAGAUUCUGUUCGCGGCCCUGGUGGUGGUCUCUCUGGUCAUGGUGGCUCUGCAGCACUUUGCCGGACGCUGGUACCUCCAGAUCUUCCGUUUCCUGUUGCUCUUUUCCAAUAUAGUGCCCAUCAGUUUGCGUGUGAACCUGGAUAUGGGCAAGAUGGUGUUCAGCUGGAUGAUCAAGAAAGAUUCAAAGAUCCCUGGAACUGUGGUCCGAGCCAGCACCAUCCCAGAGCAGCUUGGACGGAUCUCGUACCUCCUCACUGACAAGACAGGGACGCUCACACAGAAUGAAAUGGUGUUCCGGCGUCUUCAUCUUGGCACCGUGGCGUAUGGGAUGGAUUCCAUGGAUGAAGUGCAGAGUCAUGUGUUCAGCGCCUACACUCAGCCUCCACAUGACCAGCCGGCCUCCAGAGCACCAGCCACCACUAAGGUGAGGAAGACGAUCAGUAGCCGAGUGCACGAGGCGGUGAAGGCCAUUGCCCUGGUGCACAACGUGACACCCGUGUACGAGGGGAACGGCGUGACCGAGCAGGCCGAGGCCGAGCAGCACUACGAGGACACGUGCAGGGUGUAUCAAGCCUCCAGCCCUGACGAGGUGUCACUGGUACAGUGGACUGAGAGUGUUGGACUGACUCUGGUGGGAAGAGAUCAGUCCUCUAUGCAGCUGAGGACCCCUAGUGGUCAAAUCCUCAAUUUCACCAUCCUGCAGAUUUUCCCUUUCACCUACGAGAGCAAGCGCAUGGGAAUCAUAGUGCGUGAUGAGACUACUGGAGAGAUCACAUUUUAUAUGAAAGGAGCUGAUGUCGUGAUGUCUGGAAUAGUUCAAUACAACGACUGGUUGGAAGAGGAGUGUGGGAACAUGGCCCGUGAGGGGCUGCGAGUCCUCGUGGUGGCUAAGAAAUCUCUGACAGAGGAGCAGUAUCAGGAUUUUGAGGCACGCUACGUCCAGGCCAAGUUGAGCGUCCACGACCGCUCGCUUAAGGUGGCCACGGUCCUCGAGAGUCUGGAGAUGGAGAUGGAGCUGCUGUGUCUGACCGGGGUGGAGGACCAGCUACAGGCUGAUGUGCGGCCGACGCUGGAGAUCCUGCGCAAUGCUGGCAUUAAAGUGUGGAUGCUGACAGGAGACAAACUGGAGACAGCCACUUGCACGGCCAAGAACGCCCACUUGGUGACCCGUAAUCAGGACGUCCACGUCUUUAGGCCUGUGACCACACGCAGCGAGGCCCACCUCGAGCUCAACGCUUUCAGGAGGAAGCACGACUGCGCUCUGGUAAUAUCAGGAGACUCUCUUGAGGUAUGCCUGAAGUAUUACGAGUACGAGUUUAUGGAGCUGGCGUGCCAGUGCCCGGCUGUGGUGUGCUGUCGCUGUGCUCCGACGCAGAAAGCUCAGAUCGUCCGGCUGCUGCAGGAGCGCACAGGCAAGCUCACGUGCGCUGUGGGGGACGGAGGAAAUGAUGUCAGCAUGAUCCAGGAAGCUGACUGUGGCGUGGGAGUGGACGGCAAAGAGGGAAAGCAGGCCUCGCUCGCUGCUGAUUUUUCAGUGACUCAGUUUAAGCAUUUGGGCAGACUGCUCAUGGUGCAUGGCCGAAACAGCUACAAGAGAUCUGCUGCCCUCAGUCAGUUUGUCAUUCACAGGAGCCUCUGUAUCAGUACCAUGCAGGCGGUCUUCUCCUCGGUUUUCUACUUUGCAUCAGUUCCUCUCUACCAAGGCUUUCUCAUCAUCGGCUACUCGACGAUCUACACCAUGUUCCCCGUCUUUUCCCUGGUUUUGGAUAAGGAUGUCAAGUCUGAGGUGGCUAUGCUUUAUCCUGAACUUUACAAAGAUCUACUAAAGGGUCGACCACUUUCCUACAAAACGUUCCUCAUAUGGGUUUUGAUCAGUAUCUACCAAGGCAGCAUCAUCAUGUACGGCGCUCUGCUGCUCUUUGAGUCGGAGUUUGUGCACAUCGUGGCGAUUUCAUUCACCUCGCUGAUCUUAACCGAGCUGCUCAUGGUGGCACUUACUGUGCAGACGUGGCACUGGCUCAUGAUCGUGGCCGAGCUCCUGAGUCUGGCUUGCUACAUCGCUUCACUCGUCUUCUUACACGAAUUCAUUGAUGUGUAUUUCAUCACCACGCUGUCGUUCGUUUGGAAGGUGACCGCCAUCACGCUGGUCAGCUGCUUGCCACUGUACAUCCUGAAAUACCUGCGCAGACGCUUCUCGCCUCCCAGCUACUCCAAGCUGACCUCCUAGAGCUCAUCAGCAAGAAAUACUGUAUGAACAGAAAGACACGUUACUGGGGUGUGUUUUAUUUAUUUGUAUUUUUAUUUUUUAUUUUUGUUGUUGUUGUUGUGUGGGCGACUCGAGCGAUCUGCACAGGCUUUGCUUAGACGCGGCAUUAAAGGCAGCGAGGAUGUCAAGGACCAUUCUCGACGGUUGUGUCUCAAACAUAACGCACGAUUCCGUUACGAAUCUUCUCAUCUGUGCCCUUUGCAGUCACCCCAAAGCUAUGCAGCUGAGCCGAGCUCCUAGAGGGCCAUCAUAGCUGAGUCACUAGUGAGGGCUAAACAUGCAGGUUACUGUAGCUGUGGUGUGCACCAGAGCUUUUGAGAAGCCUGAGAGAAAUGAAUUUCAAGGUCAUUUAUUUUGCGAACAAGAAAGGGAAAAGGGGAAGAAACGCGUGUGAAUGAGGAACGUAACAUGAAGACGCAUUCGUUUUGUUUGAACGGAGAUUUAACGUUUGAAAGGUAUUGCUGUGGAAAGUGUUCUUGAUAUUGAAUAUAAACUUAAAGUGGUUCUAUAUAAGCGUAAGCCGUGAUGAAUGUGUGUGUGUGAUCGUGUAGGUGUGUUGAUGCAGAUCUCGUCAUUCUUUCUCGUCACCGAGCCCGUCUAGUAUUGUCGGGCUGGGUUUUUUCGUUUUUUUUUUUUUAGCAUGUUUCAGACGGUGGUGUUGGUUUGGGCGUAAGGUUACUGAAUACCAGUGUGUUUUGUUUAAAGACCAUGGUGAGCGUAACACCACAAACAAAACGCUAUUUUAGCUUACAGCUCCCCUUUCUGGUCCCUCUAGCCGUGUCCACUCUUGUGGUGACCUCUGGUUCCCCUCUCUCUCAGCGCAUGAAAGAGUAGACUUCAGACAGUAGACACUAACCGCUUUUCCCCCGAUGGACACUUCUACUACUCUCAGUCUACGUCCUUAUAGAAGAUAUCACAGUUACUCUUAGUCGCUUUGCGCGUCUACAUUUCACGUGGCCCCAUGAUAUCCGGUUUGUACGUGAGCUAAACGAUCUAAUGUGUGCACUUAAUAUUGAUUAACUGUAUUUCAGUGUGUGGAUUUGAUUCAAAUAUCAUUCUUUGUAAGAUAACAAUAGCGACCACUUCGACCACGUGCCAUAUCGACCGCUUCUCUUGCAGUCAGGGGUGCCAACAGUUACGCUUUCGACAUGGCAGUUACGGUUUUUGACCCGUUCUCACAGAGACACACGAACGCUACACUUUUCUGCUGUUUUAGCUAACGCAACGAUCCAAACGAGAGUUCAAUUCUCUCCUCGGAAAGACAAGUCACCGAAGGGGAAAGGACGAGGGAUGUACAAGUUGCGCCUUUACUUCUGGUAGCGGCUAGUCCUGUUUCACGCCUUCAUGACUUUAUGCAGCGUUCGACUGAAACGCGUAACUCUGACCUCCGACUAGGAAAAAACAAAGGAAAUGGAAUUCCGACUCGGAUUGGUCUCCUUAACCCUGAGCUGCACGGAGCAUCAACAGAACAAUGAAUACCUAAUUUAAUUUUAAAUGAGUCACACUGUAUAUACUAGUAUUUCCUUUAGAUCAGUCAACACACGAAUAUAUUAGCUUAACUAUACAGUUCACUGUUUUUCAGGACGAAUAUAUUCAGUUAGCUUGCUAGAUUUUUGCUAACAAAGAUUGAAUAUGAAUGUGGCCGUGUGUUUUUUUUGUUUGUUUGUUUGUUUGUUUUUUUUAAACUGUAUAGCUUUAACUCUCAUCGAAAAUCAUUUCAAGUUGCGACUUAACUCAAGAUGAAAAUAGUGUUAUUGUAGGUGAACCUUAACAAGUGUAUUCACAAGCCUCGGUUUUGCGAACCAAUAGAAAACAAGAACUUGAUGCGAUGGUCUCUGAUCUGUAAAAGCGCAGGAUUUUUUUUUAAUGAUAUUUUAUUUUGGCACCUCUGCAUUCAAAACAUUCUCUCUGUCUUAUCAGGACUUCAGUUUGUCCUCCUUGCUGCAAUACAUUUACACUCAAGAAGGGAAUAUCUUAAAAAAUGAAGGGAAAUUUAAAUCACCAUCGUGUUCUCCCACAACUCCUGUGCAAAACAAAUCAUGUGUACUGCAGUAAAUAAUCACCGGAUGAAUAAUAGUUGAAAUAAGCAACGUAUUUUGCUAGGUAUUGAAGCAAGUGUAGAUUGUCACAGAUAUGUUCUCUGCUUUGAUUUUUGGUCACGUUCUUUGAACCGCUGAUGACUUUGCAGCUGGACCUAGACUAGAAUACGAUGCGAUGUAUGUCAUGUGAUUUCCGUUGCUGUUGUUGUUGUUGUUGUUGUUAUUCGUUUUGUAAAUGGCAGGACUACUUUUUAUUAAUCGGUGAAUUGUGAAUUGCGCUAUUGUAAAUAAUAACCAAAAAAACCACGGAUUUUAUUUAUUAACAUUUCUGAUUUGUUUUGGAAUUUGCACAUGAAUAACUGCAGAACAAAAAAAAAAAAGGGGAUAAAAUAACUGAGUGGUGUUGAAAUAAAGAUGGUGUUUUCUUAUCAUGGA